Molecule: messenger RNA, 930 nt
Organism: Cajanus cajan (pigeon pea)
Lineage: Eukaryota; Viridiplantae; Streptophyta; Magnoliopsida; Fabales; Fabaceae
Product: Putative membrane lipoprotein
Source: RefSeq, a predicted model, not a curated record
AUCCUCCACCACCCUCUUCCAAAAUCAAAGCAGAGAAUCAAACACGAGACUGAAAAAAACAAAUGGCCUCUUCAAAGUUUAGAAGGACAUGUUCCUUCACUAACCUCCUCCUUUCCUGUUUGAAUUUGGCCCUAUUCAUCCUUUCUGCUUCCUCAUUUGCACCCACCAUUCUCCUCAAGAUGCCACCAACUUCAUUUGGCAUGGCUCUCCUCAUGGUCUCUGGCAUCUCACUUCUCUCAUCUUUUGUGGGCUUCUACUCCCAACUGACACACUUGUGCUUCCUCACCCACACUUCACUUGUAGUGGCCUCGUUGAUUGGACAAGUGCUGAGCAUAUUAGCCUUGUUUACAAAAGAGAAAGCAAGCAUGUCCCUGCUGAAGUCACCAAGGGACAUCAAAGAAGCCAAACUUUUGGUGAGGCUGGAGUGUGGGGCUCUGAUGGCAAUGUGCAUGCUGCAGAUGGUGGUGCUGAUGCUGAGUUGUGCAGUGCAUAGUUGUUGGGUGAAGGAUUAUGAGAAUCUGGAGGCAGAGAAAGAGGCCUCAGCAAGGAAGAGGAGUAGAAGGGUUGCGGAAGUGCAAGAGGAGUCCAUGGCUAAUGCCACCAAGAUGGCAGAAAUCAAAGCUAAGGAGUUGGAUGAGAAAAUGAAAAGCAAGUACGGGAAGUGGGUCAAGACUGAUUUUGAACCAUGAGAUUCAACACAUUUUGCUUUAUCUUUCGUUUACCUCGUGCAAUUGCAGAUGUUUGCAUCGUUGUUUUUUAACUUGUUACUUCUUCAGUUUCCUGUUGUUGCUUGUUUGGGGUCACUAUGAGUGUGGCCGGUGAAUUUGAAUGUUGUGAGCAUUCAAGGUAGAAUUUUUCUGUUGCUUAAUUAGGGAGGAUUCAUUAUGUAUAUGUUAUUGAAUAACAAUAUGCACCUCCAUUUCUCCUCCA